This is a messenger RNA of Marmota flaviventris (yellow-bellied marmot), 2181 nucleotides long. The record is from RefSeq and is a predicted model, not a curated record. Lineage: Eukaryota; Metazoa; Chordata; Mammalia; Rodentia; Sciuridae.
AACGCUGCACUUCCAUUGGUUGAAAAUGCCUCGAAGGCGGGGUUUCUUACGCUGACCAAUAGAAAAACUGAUUUUCCACUGGCGCACGCUCCACCCUUCACCUCUCCAAUACGGCGAAGGCGGAAGGCCCUAGGGGCUCGUCCAAGCUACAGGUGAGCUGUGGAGCGCACCGCUCACAGGGUCUACUGAGGACGCGGGGGCGACGCUUGGAGCAGAGUUUGGUGCGAGAUUGAAAGAGGAAACCGCAGCAGGAAGAUGGCGGCUCGGCCGCGGCGGCAUCGGUCUCGUUGUGCAGAAGUGUCCCGAGGUGAUUUUUGUGACGGCGCUAAGGAGAUGAUCGACGAAUCCUCUUUUACCACCUCCAUGGAGUGGGACACACAGGUGGUGGAGGGGUCCUCGCCGCUCGGUCCGACGAAAUGUGGGGCGAAAGAACAGCCAAUCAGCCCGCUGCUGCCGUCGUGGCUGCAGCCCGAGAGAUGCGCGGUGUUCCAGUGCGCGCAAUGCCACUCUGUGCUGGCGGAUUCAGUGCACCUCGCCUGGGACCUGUCGCGUUCCCUUGGGGCCGUGGUCUUCUCCAAUAAAGACCCUUCUCCUGGUUGAGCCUCCAAAAAUACGAUGCCAUGCUGCUGAAGAACUACUUGAAUUCUCCGGCUAUUUGCUACUAAGGGAUGUUUCAAAACACAGGCCAAGUCUCUUUUUUCUGCAGUCUGGCAAGACUAUCACAUGGUCCACCAGAGAUAAGCAGCGGUCUGACAGUCCAACUGUGCCACCAUUGGAUUUAUCACCUCCAUCCAUCUCCUGUGGGAGAAGCUCAUGUCGGCCGCUUGGUCCUGAAUUAUUCUACCGUACCUGAUGUUAUCAAAAGCAAUUCCUGAAGAUGAAUCUCUCUUGUACAUGUAGAAACACUCAGAGGUAACUUUGUGCUAAUUAAGCUCAUACAAAUUUAUGUGCUUCCCCUGACACCUGAGCACCUGGGGAUUAUGCCAUGUAUGGCUGUCCAGGCUACAGGUACUUGGUGACUCUGCCAAUCUGAUUUAGCAGAACUAAUGUAAUGGCUAUCUGAAUCACCUUAAUCAAUAAAUCCUGGGAAGGAGUAACUUGUCUCCUUUAUGCUUCUAUGUGGGAGAGAAAGUGCCACAAGAUAUCCCUUCAAGGGGGCUGAUUUUUGGCUCAUCUUUGACUCCUUGCAAUUAUUGGCACUAAUCCUUGGGUCAUAUUCCCUCCUUUGGGCCCCAGGUAAAGAGGGAUGUUCUACUUGAAGGAUACAGUUUUCUGUUUCCAUACAGCAGUGUGAGUUACCUGUUACCUGGUCUCAGAGAACACAUUAUAGAGACAGAUCAAAAAUCUCUAUUUUGCGUCUAAUCAUGAUAACCAAUGAGAUGGAACCAACCUAGAAAUCAACAAGUCUGUCUGAACUCCCUGAUUGUAGAUGGAUCGUUGAUUGGCCUUAGAUUACAUCCUGAGCAGCAGGGAGGGUAUGUAUCCGUCUCAACUGGAUGAAUACCAACAGUGUGGUGGCUCUAUCCAUGAGUACCCUAAGGAAGGAAGCUACAUGAUUGUCUGAAAUAAGACUUAUUAGUCUUUUCUGGGACUUACUCACUUGAUCCUAGAAUACUGGAGUUCAUGAUUAAGUUUGAUAUUUCAGAUUGACCUCAUCCUGUGGAUGGGAUUCUGUUGACAGUAACCUUAAUCCACUAUUGGUUGAAAAAAAAAAAAAAGGAAGAGAUUUGGUCCUAGUGUUCAUAUGUUUAAAAUAAACUGCUUAUUGGGCAGCCAAAUCAUAUGAAUAUUUAAAUUCAACUACUCAUAUGCUGGGCUGACAGGUGAACUACUGGGAGACAUAGUCCCCUGAGCAUGGGAUGCUGAUCCUCUGACCCAGAAUUGUUUCUACAGCUGGUCACGUAGUCAGUUUAGAACCUUCACUCCCUGCCUGGCCACAUGAAGACGAUCAUGACCCAUUGUGACCCUCACUUAUGAGGGAGGAGGGUUUGCUUACUGCCCACUGCAAAGGCACUGACCCUCAGGUCUGGGCUCCGCAGAGGCCGUGCGAUGCACUGUGUGCAGCAGCGAUCUGUCUGAUGCGUCGCACAGUGAGACGUGCCGGCAAGGAAGCUGGCAUCACCAUACUAAUGUGCCUGCUGUUUGUUGUGCUGAAAUAAACUCUUCUCUCUGGUCCACUGA